UUGUCCAAACCAAGCGAAAGCGAGAUAAUAUUUCCGGGUUUUUUCUUUUUUCUUUCGUUCUUUCUGUUAUUAUUAUUUUUUGGGCAAUUUGGCGUCGAAUGAAAACUGAAAAGUUCAGAGCCCACCGCCGCUUCGUUCUUCCCUCCCCACUCUUCACAUCCCACCUCCGGCUAGUUUAGUUAUGUAAGUCAGAGCCCGAUAACCUGAAGCUCUUAAAAACCCUCAGGGCAGGCUUUCAGCUCCACCUCCCGUCAGUCGCCUGAACCACCAACACUCUCACAGCUUAGCCUCCAAGUAUAAGAAGCCAAGGGGUGUGAUUCAGCGCUUCCUAACAAUAAUGGCGGCCUCGGCGGCCUCAGAAGUCACAGAUGGCCCAGUCCUGAGUCUCAUCAACAAACGCCUCCGAGCCCUCCGAAAGAAAUACAACCGAAUCCUUCAGAUGGAAGAGGGUAUUGCUCAGGGCAAGCCCAUCAACAAGGAGCAAGAGGAGGUGCUACGCUCCAAGCCGACCGUUGCUGCUCUUAUCGACGAGUUCGAAAAGCUCCGUCAACCUCUCACCGCUGCCCUCCAAGAGGAGCUCAAACUUACCGUCCAACACCAUCAAGUCUCUGCUACUCCCCACGUCGUCGACGACAACGUUGAGGACAGUAAGGACGGUAAGGAAGAGAGCGGGGAGUCCGAGAAGGGCCGGUCUGACGGGGACCGAGACGAAUCCAUUCUUGAAGAUCUUUUGAAUCUUCUGUACUUCGCAUCUUUGUUCGAUGUUAAGCCCCAGAGUGAUUUCACCUCUACGAUGCUCACCCGGACUCAUGAACGUGGUUGCUGCUUGACCUAUGAUUAUGUCACCGAUGAUGCCACCGAUCUACUUGGGGAAAGAGAUUUGGAUAUGAUUUCUAUGCUGGGCAGUCUUCUAAUUUCGCGCCCUGUUCACUCCAUUCUUUCCCACAAGAACGCUUUGCGGAGCUGCGUCCAGCAUGCAAAGCUCUGGCUUUCCAAUUCGGACCAGCCCAUUGAACCGGGAGCCGCUGUUACCUAUACGGGGUUGAGAGAGCGACUCAACAGGAUACUGGCGUCAGACUACUUCACCACAACUCCUGAGAUGAAAGCUCCGGUUGAAGUGGCUGCAGCUGCGGGCAAGUAUGCUCCUUGCCAGGCUCCGGUCCAGAACUCGGUGGUGCCAUCACCAGUACCAGUACAAGCAGAAGGUGCAUUUGGGCAUUACCAUGAUAAGGGGGUUGAGGAUGGCAAAUUUAUUGCCCUAGCUGAACUUAUACAGCGUCUUGAUUGGGUUUGUUCAGAUCCUUCCAAACCAAACAGAUGUAUUUGGACCCCACAUCCCAAAGGGUUGUUUUCUUAUACCUCCUUGUAUAUUUGGAAUUGGUUCUUCUCUUUGUUUGGGUGCAUGUGGAAUCUCCCAAUAGAGGAGGAGGAAAACAGCACGUGUCUUCAGGAACAAGACACCAGCACUGAUCAAUCUCUUCCUGUUGAGGAACCGCCCAAGGAUGAGCCAGAGCAGCAGACUCCAGCUGUCAUUUCAGUUAAACAGGAACAAGAAAAACCGCAGUUGGAGCUUGAGGAGCAGAGUCAGAUAGAUUUGGAGGCAAAGGAGCAACAGUACAUUCCACGAAGGACAUACCAGAACCAGAGAGGCCGUGGUGGUGGCCGAAGGGGUUAUGCAAAUGGUCGUGGAGGUCGAAGUGGCAGGAGUGGUGGGGGCUACCAGAACGGGCGCAGCCAAUAUUACGACCAGCCAGGAAAUUAUUAUCCAAGGAAUUACUACAACACUAGGGGAAGAGGUGGUAGGGGUGCUGGUGGGUAUGCUUACAACAGUCGUGCAUCAGGAACUCCUGGUGGCCAUGCACCUCAUGACGUUGAGCAGGCUUCUUGAGUGGGAUGUUGAGGUCUUCCCUUAGGGUGUCUGAUUAGCGCUUUUCUUUUUCUUUUGAGGAGGUGGGAGGGUGGAGUGGGGUGCUUUUAAACUGGGAAAUUUUGGUCUGUAAUAGAAGGUAGUGUUUUCACCCUCCCUAAUGCUUUUGUAGUUCCAAGUAUAUUGUGGGAGUUAGGAUAUAACAAAAGUGGUUUUGACUCUGGAGAGAACCCAAUAAUAACUGUAUGAUGCAUUUAUCCGCUUGUC
Molecule: messenger RNA, 2134 nt
Organism: Nelumbo nucifera (sacred lotus)
Lineage: Eukaryota; Viridiplantae; Streptophyta; Magnoliopsida; Proteales; Nelumbonaceae
Product: glycine-rich protein
Source: RefSeq, a predicted model, not a curated record